AUGAUUAAUGAAAAUUGGUAUCAAACUGCUAUUAAAGAAUAUGGAAUUAAAGAAAUACUUUAUAAAGAACUGAGUGAGAAGAAAAAAGAAAAAGGAUCUGGCGCGUUUGGUAGAGUUUAUAAGACUAAAUGUGAUUCCAUAGGAACCGUAGCAAUUAAGAAAAUAACUAUAGAUGCUGAAGUUGAGGUUAUACGUUUUAUUAAAGAGCUAAAACUUCAUAGUCAAAUAAAACACGAAAGAAUAAUUCAAUUCCAUGGAAUAAGCCGAGAUGAGCAUAAAGGGCAUUAUCUCGUACUGGAAUAUGCAAAACAAGGAGAUUUACGUGAAUUCAUCGAAAAAUUUGGAAAAGGUGAAUUUAAGUGGGAAGAAAGAAAACGUCUCGCAAUUCAAAUCGCAGAAGGACUUCGUUAUCUUCAUAAUGAAAAGAACAUCAUACACCGUGAUCUGCAUACCAAAAAUAUACUUAUAAACGAAGGAAAUAUUAAGAUAUCAGAUUUUGGAUUAUCCAAGAAUUUAAAUGGCACAAUGUCAUCUACUAAUAAUGGUGUCUUUGGAAUGGUACCAUUUAUUGAUCCGCAAAAAUUAAAUCAAACAAAAUAUGUAUUGAAUAAAAAGUCUGAUAUUUAUAGUUUAGGAAUGGUAUUAUGGGAAAUUUCAAGUUGUCGUGAGCCUUUUCCUGGAGAAACUAUAAUCUUGGAUUUGUCUCUUAAGAUUUGUCAAGGUUUAAAAGAAAAAUCUGUCAAAGGAACUCCAAUGGAAUACAAGCAGAUUUAUACAAGUUGUUGGGAAAUAGAACCAAAUUCUAGACCUUUAAUCGAAGAAGUUCUUUCACAAUUGAAAUCCAUGUCACUUGAACCAGUUUUUGAAGGAGAUGAUGAAUAUACAUCAUGUUCCCCAUCACCAUCUCCUGGUACAUCAGGGUGUAUCUUACCUGAUGAUCUAAUCAUACAAACAAAUAGUAAUUGGAAAAUAUUAUCAUUUAUUGUUAUGGAUUUACCGGAUUUACUCAAGUUUCAAGCACUAAAUCUAAAUCCACUAAAUCUUAUUAUUUGA
Messenger RNA from Rhizophagus irregularis DAOM 181602=DAOM 197198, 1053 nucleotides. The record is from RefSeq and is a predicted model, not a curated record. NCBI's taxonomy places the organism in Eukaryota, Fungi, Glomeromycota, Glomeromycetes, Glomerales, Glomeraceae.